GAGAGCGGGAAGCAGAAGAAGGCGGUGGUUCAGUGGUUUGUUCGUGUGUCUGAAGUGCCUGUGAGCAAACUGAAGCUGCUGGGCAGAGAGCCUCACCCGCAGGAGAUCUUCUACUACCAGGGUCGCAGCUGUGACGACGAGGUCGACGCCGGGUCCAUCCUCGAGCCUGUGCAGGUGAAGCACCUGAUUGGAGAAGCUCCGUUCCCGGACUCUGGCGAUAGGGACACCCUGUACGUGAAGCUGUCCUGGGACUCCAAGACCUUCAAAAUGCUGGACUCUGCUCUGGUGGAGUCUGAACUCGCUCCAGCUUCCUCCACUCCUCCCUGUCCCAAAGCCUCCCUCCCCCCCUCACCCCCCUGCUCCCCGCCUGCAGCGGCUCCAGCGUCUCGAGGCCCCGCCCGACGCGCCCUACCGACUCCGGACCUCACCGUCAUGCGCCGGGCCGCACAGGGGGAAGUGAGAUACUGCCGGGCCACCAUGAGCGCGGAAGUAGAGUCGCUGCACUCUGGCACCAAAAUGUCUGCCUCAAAAUGUCUGAGCGCCAAGAGGAGGAACGCCUCGGUCAGGACGCCCGGCGUCCGCAAGAAACUGGAACUCAGCAAUCCUGAGAAGAAGUCGAUGAUCAGUGAGGACAUCCUGAGCCAGCUGCUGGAUGAGGAGCUGGAGUCGGAGGUGAUGUGGGCUGUCGGAAGACUGUCGGCCUCUCCCCCUCAGGACCUGUCCCUCACCCACAGCCUCAGCCCCCUCAAGAAGCCCCACACAGCCCCCGACACUUUCCCCCUGAAGCCCUCCACCCUCGUCCUCCACAGGGUGUCUCUCUCCGAGAGGAACAGUCCUCCAUCGUCUGCCAGUCCUCAGCAGGGUGAUGAUGUGAUGGAGGCAGGGUUACCGACUGGCUCGGGUAAGACACCCAGAAGAAGAAAUGCCACGCCGAGGAGACAGUAUGCCACCAGGGAACAGAAAGCUACCACUCCUUCUCGAAAGAAAGAACCGGAAACCCUGAAGGAACCAUUCCUGGGAGUCCUGGCUGAGGUGGAUAAUGAAAACUCUCCGAUGCUGCCGGUCACCUUCACACCGAGGAGCUCGAAGAGGAAGUCGGCCCAGCUGGUGUCGUCUCGCAUCAGAAAACAGCUGAACCUUCUGGACAACCUGCAGGACCUGAACUCAGAUGGAGAGGACGAGGAGGAGUUUGUUCCGUCAAAGAAGGAGCUUCAGAGCAGCAGUGAUGAUGAUGGGGAGGAGGAGGCAGGGCUCGACAGUGAUGAAGAGGUAGUGUUUAAAAAGGGCAGAUAUGCUGCGGCAGGGUCUCGUACUCCUCGGUCAAAGCAGAGAACUCGCUCCUCAACCACAACGCCGCGAAAAACUCCAAACAAGAAGAUCACACCCGGCACGCCACGGACUCCUCAUCGCGCCAUUCCCAGCAUCCCCAGCAGGUCGCUGCCGGCCCGACAGCCUGCUAAUGUUCUGGAGGAGGCCAGGACGAGGCUGCACGUGUCCUCGGUGCCAGAGUCGCUGCCCUGCAGAGAGCAGGAGUUUCAGGACAUCUACAGCUUCGUGGAGAGCAAGAUCGUAGACGGCACGGGGGGGUGUAUGUACAUCUCAGGUGUGCCGGGCACAGGGAAGACGGCCACAGUCCAGGAGGUGAUGCGCUGUCUGCAGCACGCGGCCGACGUGGACGAGAUCUCUCCUUUCCACUUCAUCGAGAUCAACGGGAUGAAGAUGACGGAUCCUCAUCAGGCCUACGUCCAGAUCCUGCAGAAGCUGACGGGUCAGAAGGCCACGGCCGACCACGCAGCAGCUCUGCUGGAGAAGAGAUUCAGCAACGCUGCACCCAGGAAGGAGACUACCGUGCUGCUGGUGGAUGAAUUGGACCUGUUAUGGACCCGGAAGCAGAACGUCAUGUACAACCUCUUCGACUGGCCGACACGGCGUCACGCCCGCCUGGUGGUGCUGACCAUCGCGAACACCAUGGAUCUGCCGGAGAGGAUCAUGAUCAACCGAGUGGCCAGCAGACUGGGUUUGACCAGGAUGUCGUUCCAGCCGUACAGCUUCAAGCAGCUGCAGCAGAUCAUCAUGUCCCGGCUGAACAAGGUGAAGGCCUUUGAGGAGGACGCUCUCCAGCUAGUCUCCAGGAAGGUGGCCGCUCUGUCGGGCGACGCUCGCCGAUGUUUGGACAUCUGCCGCAGGGCGACGGAGAUCUGCGAGCACUCUGCCGCCGACCCGUCCGCCACGGGUUUGGUCGGAAUGAGUCACGUGAUGGAGGCGCUGAAUGAGAUGUUCUCCUCCGCCUACAUCACUGCCAUCAAGUGUGCGUCGGUGCAGGAGCAGCUCUUCCUCCGGGCGGUUAUCGCUGAGUUCCGGCGGCUGGGAUUGGAGGAGGCCACCUUCCAACAGGUGUUUGUGCAGCACCAGGCUCUGUGUCGGGUGGAGGGUCUGCAGCCUCUCAGCGUGUCGGAGGGCCUGGCGGUGUGUCAGCGUCUGGGUGCCUGCAGGUUACUGCUGCUGGAGCCGAGCCGCCUGGGAGUCCUGCAGCGAGUCCGCCUCAACGUCAGCCAGGACGACGUGCUCUACGCCCUGAAGGCCGACUGAAUGAGGGUCCUCUUCAGACUCCUUUUAUCUGAACCACGUGAGAAAUGUUUACCCGAGUUAUAUACACUGAAAUGCCUGAAAUCAAACUGAGUUCUGGUUUUAAACCUUUAAUUACUUUGUGUGUAAACUCCUCAAACUACUCGGAUUAAGACAAUAACACACUUUGAGCAGAGGGAUGUAUUUGGAGUCAGAUUUUUUACAUCGUCUUUCUUUUUUGUGGUGUCCCUCUUUUUGUGGUGUCCCCAGUUUAAAAUGAGAUGUUGCUCUUACUGGAAUUAUUUUUAACGUUGUAUAGUAUAUUUUUAUGUUUCAGUACCUGAAUAUGCAAUAAAACUCCAUCUUUAAUAUG
Anarrhichthys ocellatus (wolf-eel) is the source of this 2938-nucleotide messenger RNA. RefSeq names its product origin recognition complex, subunit 1 (gene orc1). Lineage: Eukaryota; Metazoa; Chordata; Actinopteri; Perciformes; Anarhichadidae. The transcript has 16 exons. Gene Ontology annotation, molecular function: ATP hydrolysis activity; ATP binding; DNA replication origin binding. The record is from RefSeq and is a predicted model, not a curated record. The annotation marks the transcript as partial. Gene Ontology annotation, cellular component: nuclear origin of replication recognition complex. Gene Ontology annotation, biological process: DNA replication initiation; mitotic DNA replication checkpoint signaling.